Trypanosoma conorhini is the source of this 2388-nucleotide messenger RNA. RefSeq lists its product as uncharacterized. The record is from RefSeq and is a predicted model, not a curated record. NCBI's taxonomy places the organism in Eukaryota, Euglenozoa, Kinetoplastea, Trypanosomatida, Trypanosomatidae. The coding region runs from base 1 to 2388 and encodes 795 amino acids. The transcript has a single exon.
AUGGUUGCGUCUGGCGCGCGUCUACAGUGGGUGAUGAGCGGGAAGCAGAAAAAGCAGUUCAGCAAGAAGGAGGAGGAAGAGGAGGAGGAAGAGGAGGAAGACGAGGAGCUGCUGGACGAGGAAGAGGAGUCGAAGGACGGCCGCAGCGGCGAGGACGAUGAGGAGGACGGCGAACACGUGAAGGGCGCGGAAAAGGCCCGGAGGCGCAACAGCAGCGAGGAAGAUGAGGAGGCGAGUGACGACGACGCCGCAGCCGCCACGAAGGCAAAGGGCAAAAUGCGGACGGAAGAGAAGGAAGAAAAUUUGCCGCCACGCAAGGCAGCCGUGCGGGAGAUCCAACUGCUGCUUCCCGGCCACGGCCCAGAAAAAAGCGUCGUGAGCGUCCGUCUCUCCGCCGAGGCGCCUAUGCACCCUGCGAAAAAGAGGCGGCUGCAUGGGGGGCAUGGCGGCGACGAGGAGGAGGAGGAGGAGGAAGAUGAAGCUGAAGGGCGAGAGGAGGAAGAGGAACACGGUAAAGAGCAGCGCAGCCAGCAUUUGUCUCCGCCGUGGCUGCCGCAUCUGCUUAGCGAUGACGUCUUCCACUGGGAACGCACGUUGCAGCUUAUGUAUGGCUACGCCGCACUCCCAGCCUCACCGCCGUUUGCUGACGAGAAAAAUGGGCGCAGCCAGCAAGAUGCGCCAAUGACCCGGCAGCACACUGGCUUAGUUGAGGAAGAGGAAGAGGAGGAGGAAGAGGAAGGGGUGGAUGGGGAAGAAGACGAGGACGAAAAUAAGCCGGAUAUGACGAAAAAUACAGAGAGGGAGAAAACAGAGGCGACGGUGGGAACCAACACGCGGGUAUCUAUUGUUACCGACGCCUUUGCCGAGGGGUUUCCGAAUUCCGAGUCACGCUCCACCGCCAGCGAGGCUUUCCUCUCGGUGAAGGAGGUGGAUGCUUUAGGCAGCGCGUCUACGCGCCCUUCCAGAGCAAGCUUCUCGGUGCGGCCGGUGGCGUCUUUGCCGCGGACGGUGCUGCGUUUUACCGAAGCGCAUCGUGUCUUCUUUUUGGUGCGUUCUGUGGAUAGAAAGCAGUGGUAUCUGCUGGACACGCUUCCCCAAGAGCCGCAGCAGAGGCUCCGGAGCGGCAUCAGCGGUGCCGGGGGCGUGUCAGCAACAAGGGGUGGCACGAAAUCGAGGGUAACUGCUGAGGGCUCCGAGGAGGAGGAGGAGGAGGAGGAAGAAGAAGAGGAGGAAGAGGAGGAGGAAGAAGCGGAGGAAAAGGAAGGGAAGCAAGAUGUAACGAUGGAACUUGACGAACAGCAGGAGGGAGAAGAGGAGGGGGAGGAUAAAGCGGAAGACGACGAGGAGGGAGUGCCAGGUGCGCGGCGCUUGGACAUGGAUUCCGUUAUUUGCAUUGACGCGCUGAUGCUUGCCGCUCUACAAAGUCCCACUGCGCUGCGCUGCUGCCUCUUACAGCGGGAACCCGUUUCACUCACCUGUGUGGAGCGCUGGCUACGCAUGGACCUUUCUGCCGCGAUGCCAAUAUUCACCAGAAUUCACCGUAUGAUGUUAUCUGUAUAUGCAACAGGGGCUGCACGUCUGCCGUAUGAACUGCCCGGUGCCGCGAUGGACUUUAACCUCUUCUUCACGGCGUCAUACAUCAAUAACCGCCUCCCCACCUACCCAAGGAUGCAGAUUAAUACCUCACAAGUGGAGCAGCGGAGCAAGCAGGACAAGGAAGAUGCUUCCUUUGCGGGGGAACGGAGAUGCAUUGAAACCAUGGAAGCAUUGCUGAAGGUGCGCACUUUGCCGACUAGGCGUAUCCUUGUCAGCCACUUAGGCUCUGUAGUUGGAAUCCGACUCAUCUUGUGGCUUCUUCUGGAGAUACCAAAGCCACUUCUUCUUUCAUGGGCAUCUGGCUCUGCAGGUGAGUAUGCUGUGUUGAGCAGUCACCUCAAUCAUGCUGGUAGAGGGGGACUUGAUGCGAAGUAUGACGACGGCGACGAAGAAGAGGAGGAAGAGGAAGAGGAGGAGGCGGAGGAAGGGAGCUCAAAAAAAAGUAUGCCGGCGAAGCUGCCGCAAUUGCCGCAUUCCUGCGGCGUACGCAGCAGGAGGAUGGUCCUAGGUUUGCCAUUUCUCCCUUCCUACUCGCAGUUGUGGUUGAGAUACGCCGACGCCUUCAACGUGAUGCAAAAGGGAAUGCCCCAUCCGAGUUUACACUCAUGGAGUGUAUUGGGCCUGCCCUGCUGCAGCGUGUGGAGGAUGGUAAGCCCCGAAAAGACCCGCUGGUGGUGUCAUCCUUCUCACUUCUCCCGGAAACAGGCGCAGGGGCCGGUGAAGUGUCGCCAACGCAGCCUCGGACGCAGCAACUGUACCAAAGUGAUCUUGUCAUGCUUCUACUCGUCUUGA